Molecule: messenger RNA, 580 nt
Organism: Aspergillus japonicus CBS 114.51
Lineage: Eukaryota; Fungi; Ascomycota; Eurotiomycetes; Eurotiales; Aspergillaceae
Exons: 1
Coding region: 103-453 (116 amino acids)
Source: RefSeq, a predicted model, not a curated record
CAAACCCAAGAAAACACCUACCAGCAAGACCGGAGUUGGCGCUCGCAGCAGCAGCAGUGGUCGGUCAACCGGCAGAAUGAUAUCCAGGCUGCUGCUGCUGCCAUGGGGGAAAACAGUACUUGGUUCGGAGAUGGUGAUGGUGAUGGUGAACCGGUACCGGAAAUGGCUCCGCCUCAUCAGGAGAUGGCGGUUUUUGAACGGGAUGUGGAUGUCUCACCCGUCAGCUCGAGGCGGUUUUACAGUAUGCAUUAUGGUUAUGGACCGCGGCCGGAGGAUAGGGGGCGGCCUCUGUAUGAGACUGAUACGGGGAGCAGUAGUAGAAACCGGCGCGGUGAUGGGAAGGGCGGUGUUCAAUCACAUCAUCAACGCAAGAAGACCCGGUCAGUAAUCAACUUUAUGCGAUGUAGAGUGAAGAGGAGUAUACGAAGAAUGGGGAGGCUGUUGAAGAGAUAGAAUCGGGUUGGGGUUGGGGACUUCGAUUGUGCUGGCGUUGUGCGGUAUACCACUUUUUGAGCUUGAUGGGUGUGUAUUGGGACUCUUGAUUGUUGUUGGGAGAUCGAUCAUUGCAGUUGUUGCGAUG